AUGGCUGAUUAUAAAAACUUAACUGUUGCUCAACUAAGAGAUACAUUGAGAGAUAGAAAUUUAUCUACACAAGGUUUGAAAAAUGAAUUGAUCGAAAGAUUAGAAAAGGAUGACUCUACUACAACAAACACUAACCCUGCUUCCACUACCACCGGCAGUGGUAGUGCUGGUUUGAAGAAUCUUCUAAAUGACGAAAAUGUAAACUCUAAUACUGUUCCCCAACCAAAUGAACAAGCUACUACUGAAGAAGUCGCUGAUUCAGCCACUUCUGAUGUUGCUACCACUGCUGAAACUGGAGUUUCUGCUGCUGUGGUAUUGGAAGAAAAUGCUAAUAACGAUACUGAAUCUAAAGAAGCAGAAACUGAAGAAGUUGAAAGUAAAGUAGAAGAAAAGAAGGUUCUAACCCAAGAAGAAAUAAAGGCAAUGGCAUUAGAUCUAUUAAAUAAGAAAUUACACCGUGCUAAAAAAUUUGGACAGGAACAAUCAGAAAUUGAUUCAUUGGAAAAAUUAAUUGUACGUGUUGAAAAAUUUGGUCUUGAUAUGAAAACUCAAUUAGCUAAGGAAUUGGGAUUAGUUAAAGAACCACCAAAACCAAGACAAACUAUAGAUAAGAGACAAAAUAAUAGUAAUAGAUCAAAUAAUCAAAGGGUUGAUAAGAAUUACCGUAACAACAGAAACAACAACAAUAAUAAUGACAAUAGAAACCGUGGGUUUUCAAAUUCAAGAGGUUAUCAACGUAAUAACGGUGGUAGAAGAAGAAAUGGGCCCCAAUAUAACUAUUAA
Molecule: messenger RNA, 783 nt
Organism: Vanderwaltozyma polyspora DSM 70294
Lineage: Eukaryota; Fungi; Ascomycota; Saccharomycetes; Saccharomycetales; Saccharomycetaceae
Gene: THO1
Product: Tho1p
Exons: 1
Coding region: 1-783 (260 amino acids)
Biological process (GO): poly(A)+ mRNA export from nucleus
Cellular component (GO): nucleus
Source: RefSeq, a predicted model, not a curated record